This is a messenger RNA of Merops nubicus (carmine bee-eater), 1794 nucleotides long. RefSeq names its product potassium voltage-gated channel, Shaw-related subfamily, member 2 (gene KCNC2). The annotation marks the transcript as partial. NCBI's taxonomy places the organism in Eukaryota, Metazoa, Chordata, Aves, Coraciiformes, Meropidae. Gene Ontology annotation, cellular component: voltage-gated potassium channel complex; axon; dendrite membrane. The record is from RefSeq and is a predicted model, not a curated record. Gene Ontology annotation, biological process: potassium ion transmembrane transport. Gene Ontology annotation, molecular function: delayed rectifier potassium channel activity. The transcript has 4 exons.
UUCAUCGCCUUUGCCUCUUUAUUCUUCAUUCUAGUUUCAAUCACAACCUUUUGCCUGGAAACUCAUGAGGCUUUCAAUACUAUUAUAAACAAAACUGAGCAGGUUGUCAACGGGACAGAAACUGUGCUACAGUAUGAAAUUGAGACAGAUCCUGCCCUGACGUAUGUGGAAGGGGUCUGUGUGGUAUGGUUUACAUUUGAAUUUUUAGUACGCGUUGUGUUUUCCCCCAACAAACUUGAAUUCAUCAAAAACCUCUUGAAUAUCAUUGACUUUGUGGCCAUCUUGCCCUUUUACCUAGAAGUGGGCCUGAGCGGGCUUUCCUCCAAAGCUGCUAAGGACGUGCUUGGUUUCCUCAGGGUGGUAAGGUUUGUGAGGAUCCUGCGAAUCUUCAAGCUCACCCGACACUUUGUGGGCCUCAGGGUGCUGGGCCACACUCUGAGAGCCAGCACCAACGAAUUUUUGCUGCUGAUAAUAUUUCUGGCACUCGGUGUUUUGAUAUUUGCCACCAUGAUCUACUACGCAGAGCGGGUGGGAGCCCAGCCUAAUGACCCGUCAGCGAGUGAGCACACGCAAUUCAAAAAUAUCCCUAUUGGCUUCUGGUGGGCUGUGGUCACCAUGACCACCCUGGGGUACGGGGAUAUGUAUCCACGGACUUGGUCAGGCAUGCUGGUGGGAGCCUUGUGUGCGUUGGCGGGGGUGCUCACCAUAGCCAUGCCCGUGCCUGUGAUAGUUAACAAUUUUGGGAUGUACUACUCCCUGGCCAUGGCAAAGCAGAAACUGCCAAGGAAAAGAAAGAAGCACAUCCCUCCUGCUCCUCAAGCCAGCUCACCCACCUUCUGCAAGACGGACUUGAAUAUGGCCUGCAAUAGCACACAGGGUGACAUCUGCCUGGGCAAGGACAACCAGCUGAUGGAGCACAACAGAUCAUCAGUGUUAUCAGGUGAAGACAGUGCAGGAAGUGAGCAGCCACUCUCACCUGGUGAAAGGCUCCCUCCCAUCAGACGCUCUAGUACAAGAGACAAAAACAGAAGAGGGGGAACAUGUUUCCUACUGACAACAGGGGAUUACACGUGUGCUACUGAUGGAGGGAUCAGGAAAGAUAACUGCAAAGAGGUUGUCAUUACUGGUUACACGCAAGCAGAAGCCAGAUCUCUUUCUUAAUGGCUUGGGGAAGGCACAAAACAUGCAAGAAAGUGUUGUACAGAAUUUAUCAUGGAUUUUUGACUGCUGAAAAAGGGACAAUGGAAUUUAGCCAUACCAAGGACUGUACUGGAAAGAGACUGCUGCUGCUGAAUGGGCCCUGAUAAACAACUCACACCUUGAAGAGGUCACUGAGGCUUUACAUGCGAAGUAGAGCUUGUUAAAGAAGAUUAAAGACUACUCAUAAUUACUGCUGCCAGAGAAAGGGGUGACUAGUCACUGUUGAUGAGUCAGCUGUAAAUAAAAUGUGUGUGCAUGGAAUAUCAGUUUUUAUCUGUAUCAAAGAAAGCUGAAUUCAAGUCAUCAUUGCUCAGGCUCCAGGCUCCAUGCAAAGACCCACACCCCUGUGCGUAUUACUCCUGGUUCCUGCAGUAAGUUGCGCUGUGGAUCAUACAAAAACACACACUUAAUAAUGAUAGUGAUGUAAACUACAUCUGUUUUGACUUCUGUCAUAACAAUGGUACAUUUUGCAAAGGUCACAAAUAUGAAGAGAGUAGGUUUGCAUUAAGUCCUUGCUUACUCAGUUUGCCAUGACCUAUAUUUGUAUGAAUUCUAGUGUACAUGCCAAGUCUUAAGUUUAAUUUUCACUUUGAU